Messenger RNA from Diospyros lotus (date-plum), 3529 nucleotides. Its product is annotated as zinc finger CCCH domain-containing protein 30-like. The record is from RefSeq and is a predicted model, not a curated record. The transcript is spliced from 2 exons. Lineage: Eukaryota; Viridiplantae; Streptophyta; Magnoliopsida; Ericales; Ebenaceae. The coding region runs from base 917 to 3016 and encodes 699 amino acids. Gene Ontology annotation, molecular function: metal ion binding; protein binding.
UCUUCUGCUUCCAUUCCCCCCCCCCCCCCCCCCCCCCCCGCUUUGAUCCUGAUCUCUGACUUCUUCUGUUUUUUCUCUUACUUUUUCUCGCAUUGUAGCUAUAUGUUCUUUUAUGAAUAUGAAUCUCUUGUAUCUCAUCUAUGUGUACGAUCAUUUUACUUAUGAUAGUGUACUGUGAUUUUGAUUACUUCUUUUAUCCUUUUGUUUUUCUCUUUCGAAUCUGGUCUUUGAUUGUUUCUUACCCUGUAAAACAAUUAUUUGUUUUUGAUAAAUUUGAUUUUCUCUCCACUAUAUAGAGGCAUAUCUACUAAUGACUUAAAUUUACUUCCUCCUUGGGUUGGCAGCUUUCCUUUUCUGCCUUUAAAAUCAGAUUUUCUCUACCCUUUGUUUGGUUGUCGAGAAAAAUUGUGGGGAAACUUGAAGAUUGCCUCAUGUUGUUCCCAUUUCCUGGAAAAUGAAAAAGGCAAAGCUUUUUGCUCAAGCCCUUAGUUGGGUUCAAUGUUUUCUGGGUUUAAAUGUAGCACUUUCCCAUUUUGUUUCUCCGCAAACAGUUUAGAAUUCCAUCAUUUUUUCUUGCUUUUCCGUGCAGCUAGACUUUGUUGCUGAUUUAGCAUUAAAAAGAAAAAAAAAAUCUUAUCCUAUGUUUUAUAUUCGAAUCCUAUACAGAUCUCUUGAAACCUUAGAUUUUGUAUAGAUUCGAUUUAGAUAUGCUUAUUUCCUUUGUCCAAUUUGGGCACUGUUUUAGCUCGGCCCUUUGUCCAAAUCUAUUUAAGAGUUUAACUUCCUUCCAUAUUCUCCAUUAAUAACCUCCAACUCUCCAACCAUUUUAGGAAUAUUGGUGCCCAUUUAUGCUGGAGUUUUGACAAAUGAAAGCGCGAUUGAAACCCGGUUUGGUUCUGAAUUUAUCAUCGUAGUGAUGAAUAAUCUGACUGUUGAAACAGAAGGUACUUUCCCCAGUUUGCUUGAACUGGCCGCUAACAAUGACGUUGAGGGGUUCAAAGAGUGUGCUCAGCAUAAUCUUUCUCUUAUCGAUGAGGUAGGGUUAUGGUACGGGCGGCAGAAGGGCUCGAAACAGAUGGUUCUUGAGCAUAGAACUCCUCUAAUGCUUUCUGCUACCUAUGGUAGUGUCGAUGUCGUUAGGCUGAUUCUUUCAUUCUCUGAUCUUGGUAUCGAUGUCAAUCGGGCAUGUGGCCUUGAUAAGAGCACUGCCCUUCACUGUGCUGCAUCGGGUGGUUCUAAGCACGCAGUUGAUGUUGUGAAACUUCUCUUAGAAGCAGGUGCUGAUCCUGAUAUAGUCGAUGCCAAUGAUCGCCGUCCUGUUGAUGUUAUUGUAGUGCCCCCAACGUUCCAAGAUCUGAAAUUCACUCUUCGGGAACUUUUAGCAGCCAAUGGCUCUGUUGGCGAGCGCAAUUCGAAUUCUCCAUCCCCAUCGCCAUCUUGGCACUCAGCUUCCUCUCCCAAAAGUUCAAAGUUGGUUGAUGUUGUUGCUGUUUCUUCUGCUUCAGAGAAGAAAGAAUACCCUGUUGACCCCUCGUUGCCGGACAUCAAGAAUAGCAUCUAUUCAACUGAUGAGUUCCGGAUGUUCUCAUUUAAGGUCAGGCCUUGUUCUCGCGCCUACUCUCACGAUUGGACCGAGUGCCCAUUUGUUCAUCCGGGUGAAAAUGCUCGAAGAAGGGACCCUAGGAAAUAUCACUACAGCUGUGUUCCUUGUCCUGAGUUUCGUAAAGGGGCUUGUCGAAGAGGAGAUAUGUGUGAAUAUGCUCACGGGGUCUUUGAGUGCUGGCUCCAUCCGGCUCAAUACAGAACCCGGCUCUGCAAGGACGGCACAAAUUGCAAUAGAAGAGUAUGCUUCUUUGCCCACACUCAAGACGAACUUCGUCCCUUGUAUGUCUCGACUGGUUCUGCUAUGCCAUCCCCAUUCUCAUCAGGUAAUGGUGCUGGUGCUGGUGCUGCUAAUGCCAUGGAUUUUGCUGCAGCCAUGAACCUUCUACCGGUCUCGCCAUCUUCUGUCUCGGUGAUGUCCCCCUCGCCUUUGACUUCACCCAUGUCUCUAUCUGCCAAUGGCAUUUCAAACAUGGGUUGGCCCCAACCGAAUGUCCCAGCGUUGCAUCUACCGGGAAGUAAUUUUCAGUCCAGUCGCUUGCGAUCAUCUCUUAAUGCAAGAGACAUUGUAGCAGGGGACUUCGAUUCGUUUCCAGAUUGUGAUUUGCACCAACAGCAGCUCCUAAAUGAACUCUCCCGUCUCUCUCAACCAAGCAUUAGUUGUAAUUCUUUGAACCGAUCUGCUCGUUCAAAAACCCUAACCCAUUCAAACCUCGAAGAUCUCUUUUCUGCAGAGAGCUCUUCUCCACGGUACUCCAACGACCAGGCAUUGGCUUCGGCUUCGGCUUGUUUCUCCCCUACGCACAAGUCAGCUGUUCUCAAUCAGUUUCAGCAGCAGCAGAGCAUGUUGCUUCCAGUCAAUACCAAUUUCUCACCAAAAACUGUUGAUCACCCUUUUUUGCAAGCCUCUUUUGGAGUUUCAUCUUCGGGGAGGAUGUCUCCGCGUAGCGUGGAGCCCAUCUCACCUGCGAGCUCUCGGAUUCACAUGCAUGCUCAACGUGAUAAUCGAUCACAACAGUUUCGCAGUCUUAGUUCUCGUGAUCUUGGCUCCAAUUCUCCUGCCAUUGUUGGCUCCCCCGGUGAUUCGUGGUCACAGUGGGGAUCCUCCAAUGGAAACCCAGACUGGGCUAUCAAUGCUGACGAAUUUUGUAUUGGUAGACUUCGCAGAUCAUCGUCGUUUGAGCAUGUAAACAGUGGGGAAGAGCCUGAUCUAUCAUGGGUUCAAUCCAUCGUCAAAGAAUCUCCACAAGAAAUGAGGGAAAGGCCUGCUUCACCCGCAUUAGGUGGCGUUGCAGUUGCCGCCGGAUCCUCAAGUGAACACUCAAAUUUGAAUUCCCUGAUUGAACCGACUGAUCAGUCUGUUUUGGGUGCAUGGCUGGAACAAAUGCAGCUUGAUCAGCUGAUGGCUCAGUAAAAUCUUGGGCAUGAGAAGCAAUCUUCUUUCACAUUUUUCCUGGAAAAUCACCUAUUUUUGAUUUAUGGAUUUUGUUGGUUACGAUUUGGAGGAAUUUGACAGUAAGCAGGAGGAAAGCAAGGAAGAACAGGAGCUCAAGUAUUCAGAGGAAAAAUAGUAUUUUUAAUAUUGUAAUUUAUCAUUACAGCUUAAGUUAGAAAGGAUAAAAAAUCAAUGGGUUUCCCCUCCCCAACAAAGGAAUCCCAAUUUCUAUCAGUAAGUAUUUUAAAAUUUAGGACUAAGUUUUUCCCCAUCUUCAACAUUACUAAACUUGCAUGAAAGUGACGCUGAUGGGUCUAUUAGAAUAAGCCACGAAAGCUCUUAUCUUACAGGAUUUGGUUCUGUUCUGGCUUGUUCCUUUGUAUUUUAAUACUCACAAAAAAAGUAGAGGGUAAGGAAGAUGGAAAGAGAUUAUGGGAAUUGAUGUAACGUUCAUAUACUUAUAUUCAUAUAUUCUGCAGAUGAUUUGCUUGA